Colletotrichum orchidophilum is the source of this 615-nucleotide messenger RNA. RefSeq names its product acetyltransferase. The record is from RefSeq and is a predicted model, not a curated record. Bases 1 to 615 code for a protein of 204 amino acids. The transcript is spliced from 3 exons. Lineage: Eukaryota; Fungi; Ascomycota; Sordariomycetes; Glomerellales; Glomerellaceae. Gene Ontology annotation, molecular function: aralkylamine N-acetyltransferase activity. Gene Ontology annotation, cellular component: cytoplasm.
AUGGAAUUCUACAUGCGACCACUGUCAGUCAGUGAUCUUGAUCAGUGCGUAACGGUAGAGACUGCAGCUUUUCCGCCUGCCGAAGCAGCGACCCGCGAAAAGAUUGAAUACCGACUGACAGUAUGCCCUCAAAUCUGCCUGGGCCUGUUUGCCCGUGAGAGCAGAAGCAACUCGGAGGGAGCCACCCACCAAGGAGCCAUACCAGCCUUCAAUCCACCCAACGCAACGAAGAAUGACAAGCUUAUCGCACACACGAUUUCCACCAAGUCGUUGUCUCCUGUUGUUCAAGACGAAGAUAUGUCCGUCCCACCUACAUGGAAGACAGAACCAACCGCUACAUACAACGUCGGGCACCAACCUAAAGGCAGAACUAUCACUCUACAUUCCCUAGCCGUUGCACCCCCUUUUCAGAAGUUAGGUCACGGCAAAACACUCAUGACGCAUUAUAUCGAGCAUAUGAGACAGACGGCACAAGCAGAGAGGAUUUCUAUUCUCACAUAUGACAGGCUUGUCUCGUACUAUCAAAAACUAGGAUUUAUACACUACGGCAAAAGUCGAUGCGAGUAUGCUGGUGUGGCGUGGCAUGAUUUGGCGUAUGAGUUCAAUACUAUUUGA